UGAGCAACUUGAUAAUUUCAUCAACAGUAGAACAAGAUGAGGGAAUGUACCAUUGUGCCUAUAUGGACUGGACUGAAUCUACUUGGACUGGGACCUAUUUGUCUUUAGCAGAAAACUCUCAGAGGAUUUCGAGCUUCACUGUUGUUCAGGAGCCAACAGUUUCUAACCCCGCCAGUGACACAGACUUAGAGACUCUGCAGUGUUCGGUUCUCUCUGACUCUGUAAAUGCAACCUGCUCAGGAGAACCCAGUAUGUUCUGGUUCAGAGCCAUAUCAGACACAUCCUAUCCAGAUUUCAUCUUUGCUGAGGGAAAAAUACCUAAAAACUGUGAAAAGACGUCAAACAAUCAGAAGAAAUGUAGUUAUAAUUUCUCUAAGAAUGUACAAUCAUCUGACACUGGCACUUAUUACUGUGCUGUGGCCACAUGUGGAGAGAUACUGUUUGGAAAUGGAACCAGCCUGAAUAAAGAAUCAAGUCUGUGGUCACAGGAGGCCAUCACAGUCAUUUUCUCACUCUCCUUUGUUUUAGCCAUGAGUCUGAUAGUUAUAACCUUUCUCAUAUGCUUCAUCAACACAAACAAAUGUGACCAUUUUCAAGCUACUAACCUGAAUAAAAAUCUCCCUCAAAGCAGGAAUUGGAAACGUGAAGAUAAAUGGAUCUAUUCAACUGCAAUUUUCACAAUAAAAACUGACAGUGCUGAAACAAAGAAAAUACCGGAGAAGAUGUUCAACAUACAUUUUCAUACUUUAGUUCCCGUGGUCACAGUCCAGCCAGGGGAACCUGUGACUUUGAGAUGCGUAAUGACUGAGAAGUUUGAAUCUUUGACGUGGGUUCACUGGUACAAGCAAAGUGCAGGAAAUAAUUUGAUGUUAAUUGCAAUGCUGCGUGAAAGUACAAGUACAACGCCAACCUACGGCCCGGGAUUCUCAAAAUCAAGAUUCCAAAUAACAUAUAUUGGCAACAUGAGCAACUUGAUAAUUUCAUCAACAGUAGAACAAGAUGAGGGAAUGUACCAUUGUGCCUAUAUGGACUGGACUGAAUCUACUUGGACUGGGACCUAUUUGUCUUUAGCAGAAAACUCUCAGAGGAUUUCGAGCUUCACUGUUGUUCAGGAGCCAACAGUUUCUAACCCCGCCAGUGACACAGACUUAGAGACUCUGCAGUGUUCGGUUCUCUCUGACUCUGUAAACACAACCUGCUCAGGAGAACCCAGUAUGUUCUGGUUCAGAGCCAUAUCAGACACAUCCUAUCCAGAUUUCAUCUUUGCUGAGGGAAAAAUACCUAAAAACUGUGAAAAGACGUCAAACAAUCAGAAGAAAUGUAGUUAUAAUUUCUCUAAGAAUGUACAAUCAUCUGACACUGGCACUUAUUACUGUGCUGUGGCCACAUGUGGAGAGAUACUGUUUGGAAAUGGAACCAGCCUGAAUAAAGAAUCAAGUCUGUGGUCACAGGAGGCCAUCACAGUCAUUUUCUCACUCUCCUUUGUUUUAGCCAUGAGUCUGAUAGUUAUAACCUUUCUCAUAUGCUUCAUCAACACAAACAAAUGUGACCAUUUUCAAGCUACUAACCUGAAUAAAAAUCUCCCUCAAAGCAGGAAUUGGAAACGUGAAGAUAAAUGGAUCUAUUCAACUGCAAUGUUCACAAUAAAAACUGACAGUGCUGAAACAAAGAAAAUACCAGAGAAGAUGUUCAACAUACAUUUUCACUGAUUUAUCUGGUUCAUUGUUGUUUGGAGCUAAAUAUAACAUUGUUGAUGAAAUUUGAUGCAUGACUUUAAUUCAAUAAGUUUGUUUCCUGUUUGUGCAUUUUUACCUCAUGAACACAAGCUGAAAACAAUUUCUUCCACUUUUUGUAAC
Gambusia affinis (western mosquitofish) is the source of this 1856-nucleotide messenger RNA. RefSeq lists its product as uncharacterized. The record is from RefSeq and is a predicted model, not a curated record. NCBI's taxonomy places the organism in Eukaryota, Metazoa, Chordata, Actinopteri, Cyprinodontiformes, Poeciliidae. Gene Ontology annotation, biological process: response to bacterium. The transcript has 10 exons. Bases 45 to 1709 code for a protein of 554 amino acids.